AUGCUGAAAGACACGGAAAACAAGCUACCAGGGGAAGCAGGCACAGAUGGCAAGUCCCAGGAUGUUAAAGAUGCACAGCCCGAUAUUGUGUACCCCUCCGGUGUCCGUCUCGCUUUACUCAUCUUUUCUAUCUUCGUCGGCAUGUUCCUCGUAUCCCUGGACCGCCUCAUCAUAUCCACCGCCAUCCCCGAAAUCACCGAUGAGUUCGACUCGGCUGGAGAUAUCGGCUGGUACGGCACGGCCUACCUGCUGACGAACUGCGCGUUCCAGCUGAUGUUCGGGAAGAUCUACCCCUUCUUCAGCAUCAAGGCUACCUUUAUCUCAUCUAUUAUCAUCUUCGAAGUGGGCUCCGCCCUUUGCGGCGCCGCACCCAGCUCCAUUGCCUUCAUUAUUGGCAGGGCCAUUGCCGGAAUGGGGUCCGGAGGCGUCCUAUCUGGCACAAUCGUGGUCAUCGUCUACGCCGUCCCGCUGCACAAGCGUCCCAAGUACCAGGGACUGGUCGGGGUUGUAUUCGGCAUCGCCUCCGUCACCGGUCCACUGAUAGGCGGCGCCUUUACCACCAACGUAACAUGGAGAUGGUGCUUCUACAUCAAUCUUCCCCUCGGAGGUGUUGUCCUCGUGCUUGUCUUCUUCCUCCUCGACAUUCCAGACCGCCCCUCCACCAAGAUCCCCCUCCAAGACAAACUCCGCCAGCUCAACUUCGUCGGCAUCCUCGCCCUGCUCCCCGGUGUCAUCUGUCUAUGUCUUGCCCUACAAUGGGGUGGCACCAAAUACGCCUGGAGCGAAGGCCGCAUCGUCGCCCUCCUCGUCCUCGCCUUCCUCCUCCUGAUCGCCUUCGCCGCCAUCCAAGUCUGGAAGCCCGAGCAAGCAACCGUACCGCCGCGGAUCUUCCUGCAACGCAGCAUCGCCUCCGGGUUCUGGGUCAGCUCGUGCCAGGGCGCGCACACUAUGAUCUUCGUGUACUACCUCCCCAUCUGGUUCCAAGCAAUCGACAACAUCUCCGCCGUCAGCAGCGGAAUCCACCUCCUGCCCCUGGUAAUCCCGAUGUCCGCCGCCGCACUACUGACGGGCCAACUCGUCACCCUAACAAGCUACUACACGCCAUUCCUGAUCUUCGGCGCAUGUCUGAUCUCCAUCGGCGCCGGGCUGCUCACGACCCUCAACCUCUCCACAACGGAAGCCCAAUGGAUCGGCUACCAGCUGCUCUACGGCAUCGGACUCGGCUGCUGCUCGCAAGCGCCCAACAUGGCCGCGCAGACCGUGCUUCCCCGCGAACAAGUCGCCAUCGGCGCCUCCCUGAUGUUCUUCGGCCAGCAGCUGUUCGGGGCCAUAUUCACCUCCGUGGCCGAGAAUGUCCUGGAUAAUCAGCUCGCCAAACGGCUGGCGGACAUCCCGGGCCUGGAUGUCACCGCGAAGGUUAUUCAGACGACGGGGGUGACGGCGUUGCUGGGUGAGAUUCCGCAUCGGUAUCGUGAGGCUGCGUUGGGAGCGUAUAAUGAUUCAUUGAGGGAGUGUUUUCGCGUCGGGCUGAUUUUGGCGUGUUUGGCGAUGGUGGGGGCGUUUGGGAUGGAGUGGAGGAGUAAACCCCACUUCCACUCCUACUUUUAA
Molecule: messenger RNA, 1608 nt
Organism: Aspergillus heteromorphus CBS 117.55
Lineage: Eukaryota; Fungi; Ascomycota; Eurotiomycetes; Eurotiales; Aspergillaceae
Product: MDR family MFS transporter
Exons: 6
Coding region: 1-1608 (535 amino acids)
Biological process (GO): transmembrane transport
Molecular function (GO): transmembrane transporter activity
Source: RefSeq, a predicted model, not a curated record